AUGGCGACAGCAGCAGAGCCCAUCCCACCCCGCCUCCACCCGCAGGAGAUCUCCUUCCCACUGCCCAAGGCUCUUCACACGACAGCACAUAUUCAUCUGACCUUGUUGGACACAUGUGCCAUGGUGUUUCUCGCUACGUCGACCCCGGGCGACUCAGCGGGGACAGUGAAGCCGAUGGGGAGUUUGAUCUACGCGAUGCCUGAUCUCAAAUCCCCCACCACACCCCUCUCAACAACAAUCUACUCCACCCCCAACAGCGUGGAAUACACCACCCGAGUCGCCAAGAUCCUCGCCCGCAGGCUGCGCAUCCCCGUCUACGUGGGGAGCAGCUUCGACCCGACCUCGCUGGGGCUUCAGGUCGAGGAGGAGAUGGAAGGGCUACGCCAGAUCGUGGAGGUGGUGGUGAAGCGGUGGGAGGAUGCGAGGCAGUGA
Messenger RNA from Aspergillus brunneoviolaceus CBS 621.78, 432 nucleotides. Its product is annotated as proteasome assembly chaperone 4 family protein. Bases 1 to 432 code for a protein of 143 amino acids. The record is from RefSeq and is a predicted model, not a curated record. The transcript is spliced from 2 exons. Gene Ontology annotation, biological process: proteasome assembly. NCBI's taxonomy places the organism in Eukaryota, Fungi, Ascomycota, Eurotiomycetes, Eurotiales, Aspergillaceae.